GGGGCGGCGCGGCGGUACCGCCCGGCAGCGGGAGGCCCCGGUGCCGCCGGGCCUGGGCCCUCGCGUCCCGCGGAAGGCGGCCAUGUCUACCGGCGAGGUGGAGCGAUUGUCGGGGGACGUCGGCGGGGCUGCCGGGGACGAGGAGGAGGAGUGGCUCUAUGGCGAUGAGAAUGAAGCAGAGAGACCAGAUGAAGAAAAAACUAGUGCUCCACCCCCACCUGGAAGUGAAGAAGAAGCUGCAGAAAAUGGCGUUGUGAAAACGAAGGUGGCAGAGGCUGAGGAUGAAAGUGAUAGUGAUAGUGAUGAUGAUGAAGAUGAUGUUCAAGUCACCAUAGGGGAUAUUAAAACAGGAGCUCCACAGUAUGGUUAUGGAGCAGUGCCUGUGAAUCUCAAUAUUAAGACAGGAGGACGAACUUUUGGAUCUUCUGGUGCAAAAGUUAAAGGGGUGGAUCUAGAUGCCCCAGGGAGUAUUAAUGGUGUGCCACUUCUGGAAGUAGAUUUAGAUUCUUUUGAAGAUAAACCCUGGAGAAAGCCAGGGGCUGAUCUCUCUGAUUAUUUCAACUAUGGGUUCAAUGAAGAUACGUGGAAAGCUUACUGUGAAAAACAAAAGAGAAUACGAAUGGGUCUCGAAAUUUUACCAGUUACCUCAACCACAAAUAAAAUUACGGCUGAAGACAAUGCUAUGGAAGUAAGACCAAGUGCAGAGAUUCUCGAUGGCAGAUACCAUCUUUUUAAGGUACAGCAGGGCAGAACUGGAAAUUUGGAGAAAGAGUUGGCCGUGCAGUCGACCAAAGCUGAUUUCACAUCUCCUCCUGCCUUAUUCAAAUCAGGAAUCCCAACAAACAGGCGAUUACCUGGCGCAAUAGAUGUGAUUGGACAGACCAUCACUAUCAGCAGGGUAGAAGGACGACGGCGUGCUAAUGAAAACAGCAACAUACAGGUUCUUUCAGAACGAUCUAAUCCUGAAGUAGACAAUUUUACCAAGCCACCUCCAUUUUUCCCUCCAGGAGCUCCACCUACCCACCUUCCACCACCUCCUUUUCUCCCACCCCCUCCAACAGUCAGUACUGCUCCACCUCUCAUUCCCCCACCAGGUAUACCGAUAACAGUACCACCACCAGGCUUUCCACCACCACCUGGCGGUCCUCCACCUUCACUCAUACCCACAAUAGAAAGUGGACAUUCUUCUGGCUACGAUGGUCGUUCUGUUCGUGCGUUUUCAUAUGGCAGUGAUAAUGAAGUGGAGCUCAAAACAAACGAUUUAUUGAAGGCUAUGUUAUCAUUGGCUAGCAAAGCAGAUAAGCAGAAAGUGAGAAGUCCUCUGUACUUCACCUUUCCGCACCUUGCAGGUUCUGCUCCUUCCUGGUCCAGCCUGAUGGACACCAGCAAACAGUGGGAUUACUAUGGGCGGAGAGAGAAGGAGAGGGAGCGUGAGAGAGAGCGAUCCCGAGACAGGGACCGGGAUCGGGACCGGGACCGAGACAGAGACCGAGACCGAGAACGCACCAGAGAGAGGGAAAGGGACCGAGAUCACAGCCCAACUCCAAGCGUGUUCAACAGUGAUGAAGAACGAUACAGAUACAGAGACUAUGCAGAAAGAGGCUAUGACCGCCACAGAACAAGUAGAGAGAAAGAAGACCGACACAGAGAUAGGAGACACAGAGAGAAAGAAGAGACCAGACACAAGUCAUCUCGAAGUAACAGCCGACGCCGUCACGACAGUGAAGAAGGGGACAGCCACAGAAGGCACAAACAUAAAAAAUCCAAAAGAAGCAAAGAAGGAAAAGAAGCCAGCGGUGAACCAGCUCCUGAACAGGAAAACACUGAAGCUGCCCCUGCAGAAUAGGCUUGUGUGAUUUUUGCCUACUUGCAUAUAUAUUAGUGCCAGAAAUAGAUUACUAUAAAUCUUGUUAUUUUUCUGGGUAUUAAAAUAAUUUUCUCUUAA
Calypte anna (Anna's hummingbird) is the source of this 1945-nucleotide messenger RNA. It is a transcript of the gene FIP1L1, whose product is annotated as factor interacting with PAPOLA and CPSF1. NCBI's taxonomy places the organism in Eukaryota, Metazoa, Chordata, Aves, Apodiformes, Trochilidae. The transcript is spliced from 18 exons. The record is from RefSeq and is a predicted model, not a curated record. Gene Ontology annotation, molecular function: RNA binding. Bases 83 to 1846 code for a protein of 587 amino acids. Gene Ontology annotation, cellular component: mRNA cleavage and polyadenylation specificity factor complex.